CGCGAGUGCUUGACAUCAACGAUUGCAAUGCUGAAGCAGCCAUGUGGUGAAGACGGCAAGCGAGUCUCGAGACCGAUUGCUCGUCUGCCAGUGGCAGCCGUGAUUUGUCUGGCAGCGGUUGCUUUUCAAAGCAGCUUCUUUGGCGUGGCCAGUACCGCUGCCAUCAAAUCCGCGUCAGCGCAGCUGGCGAGGGAGGCCAAUGAGAGCGCGGGCCGGGUGUGGCUGGCGCCUUUGGAGGCGGAGCUAUGGGUGAAGCGCCUCCAGAGGCGCCGCCUCAUCCUCAUUUUGAACCAGUUCACGGAGGCGCGGAAGUACACGCGGCUGGCCAAGGAGUUGGAGCACCAGGGCUACGACGGGAGCCGCUUGGUGGGCGCCCAGGGGGUGGAGGACUCCAGCAAGGCGCCCCCGGAGCUCGGGCAGCUGCUGGCACUGGAGGACCGCAUCCGGCGCCUGCGGCACCUGCGCCGCAUCGCCAAGGCCCGGCUCGCCGCGGCGAGGAGCGAGCAGCGCCUGGCGGUGCUGCGCCAAGGCCCCGCUAAGCGGGCCGUGCUGGCGCUGGCGGACGUCACGUUGGGCACCUGCCUCGCAGCCAAGACUUGCCAGGUGGUGGGGGACGCGCUGCAAGAAGCCGGGCAGCGCUACAAGAAGAGCAACAUGAAGGACGUGGAGAAGAAGCUGAGCAAGCAGUACGAGCAGGCUCAGGAGCUUGCUGUGCCGUGGAUGAGCUACUUCCAGCCAUUUAUCGACUACUUCUGGCAGGCCUGGAUUUGGCGAGGAUUUCAGCGGCGUCUCAUGGCCUCGAAAAUCAGAGAUAUUCGAAAUGAAAUUCACGUCCCUGACGUGGCCCUGGAGGAUGUCGCAGGAAUCGGCAAUGCGAAAACGGAAGCUCUGGAAAUCGUGGAGUGCCUGAUGGCGCCGGCAAGGUUCGCCAGCUUGGGCGCUCGCUGCCCCAAGGGCCUGCUCCUCACCGGGCCGCCCGGCUGUGGCAAGACGCUUCUGGCAAAAGCCAUAGCGGCAACUGCUGCGGUGCCAUUCUUGUCCCGAUCCGGUGCUGACUUCAACGCCCGAAUUGCGGGCACCGGGACGAUUAUGGUCAAGGAGCUGUUCAUGACUGCUCGGCGCAUUUCCCCGGCAGUGAUUUUGAUCGAUGAGCUGGACUACAUUGGCCGGCGGCGAGGGGAGGAGCACGGUGGAGGGCUAGAGACAGAUCGCUCAGCAGCCCUGACACAGCUCCUCUCUGAGAUGGAUGGGUUCGGCUCGGCCGAAGGUGUGGUGGUCAUUGGGACGACGAAUCGGCCAGACAUCCUGGACAAGGCUCUUACACGCCCCGGCAGGUUUGACCGGAAGGUGAUUGUGCCGCUUCCAGAUGUGCUCGGCCGCUACCAGAUUCUGAGGACGAAGCACGCUCGUCGCCUGGUGCUGGAACAAGAUGGUUCCAAACUGACUGGAGUGGAAGCAACGGCGCCGGACUGGAUGGCCUGGGCGAAGCGCACCAUGGGCUUCUCGGGGGCGGAUUUGGCCGGCCUGGUGAACGAGGCGGCCAUGGCGGCGGCGAGAGAAGGCGCGUCCGCGGUGGGCGAGCGCCAUCUGCAGGUUGCCUACAGCAAGGCGUUGAUUGGGCUUCCCUCUGGGCGUCAUCAGUCCGCGGCGGAGCUCAACGUCACAGCUUUCCAUGAGGCUGGCCACGCAGUUGUCAAUGAGGUCAUGCGGAUUUCACUGGGCGAAUCAGGCAUACAUGGCUUCCGCACAGUGGCUCACAUCAGCAUUGUGCCAGCAGGCGGUACAGGUGGGGUGACGCAGUUUGCGGAUCCCGACGAGGCGAAGCGCCUCCCUCAGUCGCGGCGGGUGCUGCUUGCCAUGUUGGCGGUUGACAUGGGCGGACGUGCGGCAGAGGACAUCUUCCUGGGUCAGGGGCAGGCCACCAUGGGAGCCUCAUCUGACAUUGACGAGGCCACUCGACUGGCCACGCAGAUGGUGGCGGCCGGCGGUUUGUCCGCCGCGGUGGGGCCUAGGUCCCUGCAAGCAGGCGUGUCGCCCUCCCAGGCUCUCCUGUCCGAAGUGGACGGAGAGGUGAAGCUCAUCCUGGAUCAGGCCCUCACGGCGGCGCGCACAGCGCUGGCGCGCAAUCGUGCGCUUCAUGCGGCUGUUGCAGAGGUGCUGAUCAAGCAUGAGACACUGGACGGAGAGGAAUUCCAGCGUGUGAUCGGGAAAUUCCCCGUGAAGCCAGUGCAAUUGCCAGGAUGAGGAA
Effrenium voratum is the source of this 2248-nucleotide messenger RNA. Lineage: Eukaryota; Dinophyceae; Suessiales; Symbiodiniaceae. The record is from the annotation of a GenBank genome assembly.